Tribolium castaneum (red flour beetle) is the source of this 580-nucleotide messenger RNA. Its product is annotated as ATP synthase subunit s, mitochondrial. Lineage: Eukaryota; Metazoa; Arthropoda; Insecta; Coleoptera; Tenebrionidae. The coding region runs from base 1 to 567 and encodes 188 amino acids. The transcript has a single exon. The record is from RefSeq and is a predicted model, not a curated record.
AUGCUCCUCACUCGCCUCAGCCACCUCCAAAGGCCGCUCAUCCCCCACACGCGCACCCUCUUCCACUGGCUGAACAUCGUCUUCAACCGCGUGGACGACGAACGACGGAAACAAGUGGGGCCUGACAGGUCUUGUGCCGAGUGGCUGUUGCGGAACGGGGCCCACGUCAAGUGGGAGCACUGCAACGAGUUUCUCACAGACUAUAACAAACUGCCGAGCGACAGGAUUAGGUUACACAUCGUGGAAGUGAACGCGUCUGAAGCCAGCAUAAUGCACUACGGGUUUGACCAUUUCGUGGGGUGCGAACACAUCCGGAAAAUCAUUUUCCACAAGUGCUACUAUCUGGAGAAUGAGGCGUUGAAAGGGCUGUCGGUUUUAAAAAACUCAUUACUUUAUUUACAAAUCACCGAGUGUUUGAAUAUAACAGAGCCGGGGCUGAGUCACCUCAACGCGUUGAAUAACUUAAAAGAGCUGAUUCUGGCCGAUCUGCCGUACGUCAAAGAGAGGGAAAAAAUCGUCGAUAAAUUACAGCACGGCCUGCCACAUUGUACGAUACAGUUCCAUUAAAUAAUCAACCCUC